Dibothriocephalus latus is the source of this 1602-nucleotide messenger RNA. The record is from the annotation of a GenBank genome assembly. NCBI's taxonomy places the organism in Eukaryota, Metazoa, Platyhelminthes, Cestoda, Diphyllobothriidea, Diphyllobothriidae.
ACUCCAGUGAUUAAGGACAUCUACAAAUACAUCAUGCUGGGCUGUACCCCUCGAUCGACCUUCGGUAUUAAUGAAACAGAAGUUAAAGCUGACGAUGAAUACGAAACUGAAAAGCCAAUUGAACUCCAGAGCAAAAGCAGUAUGUCAGAUAAAUCCUCAUACACUGGGACAGAAGUUGAAGAAAGCCCCAAGGAGGAUGCCGGCGGUACUGAAUUUUCAAGCGCCCUUGGAAUUUUCUUCUCCUGUGUCGGCUCUGUCGUUGGUUCCGGUAAUAUCUGGCGGUUCCCGCGUAUUGUGGCCCAAAACAGUUUUGACGAGGGAUCUCUUGCCUUCCUCAUCGUCUGGAUAUUUUCCCUAUUCUUGUGGUCAAUACCCAUCAUCAUCAUCGAAUUUACUGUUGGUCGUUUCACUAAGUCCGGUCCUCUUAUAAGCUUUUCCAAAUUCUUCGGUCAGAAGCUGGCGUUCAUCGGUGGCUGGACAGUAUUUGUUCCCUUUCUGAUCAGUUGCUAUUACAAUGUCAUCGUCGGUUGGUGUCUCUACUACGUUUACUAUGCAUGUGCGACUCCGGAACUUCCGAAAAACGAAACAGAAAGCAUCGGCGUUUUCAAUUCUUUUACUCAGGAGUCCAACUAUCCUGUACUUUGCCACACGAUCUCGCUCGUGCUUGUCACAAUCUGCGUCUUCGGUGGAUUGAAAUGGAUUGAGAAAGUUAACACCACUCUGGUCACGCUUUUGGCAAUCAUUAUUCUGAUCACUUUUGGGUGGGCCUUGUCUCUACAGUACGCUGACGUCGGACUUCAGUACCUCUUCACACCAGCUUGGUCCAGCCUUGGAAGCGCAGAGUUAUGGAUACAGGCAUUCAUACAAAACGCAUUUGAUACGGGCGCGGGAUUAGGACACUACGCCGUCUAUUCUGCCUAUUUUAAACGAAGUGAUGCUUCCGUCAUUUACGCUGUCACCCUACCCAUUAUUAAUAACCUUGUCAGCCUAAUCUGUGCAAUGUCCAUAUUCAGCACAGUCUUCGCUACGAUGAUUUCUACUCGACCUACGCUCACUAUAACGGCUAUUCAGAACCUGAUGAAGGAUAGUGGUCCUGGCAGCACUGGUCUCACGUUUACAUGGAUCCCAGUUUUGUACCAAACUAUGGGCAUCGCAGGUCGUGUACUAUGUGGGCUGUUCUUCAUUUGUCUAUCUUUCGCUGGUUUGACCACACAAAUUUCCAAUGUUCAGCUCACAACUGUCACAUUGAAAAACUGUGGAGGUAUGCUGCAUCGUAUACUACUCAAAAUCUAUAUAAAUUCCCCAAUAAACGCACGCUUUGGUCAUUACAUUGCAACGACAAUUGCUGUAGUAAUCACAUUCCUGCUUGGCGUACCGGCCGCCCUCAAUAUAACCUACCUUACAAAUCAGUGGUUGGUCCUCGUAGUCGUCCUGCUUAUUUUGAACAUCAUUCUGGUGAAAUGCCACAUUGACAUUCUUAGCAAGGACGAUGGACAAGGCUAUGAUCCUUAUCAUCUGGAGCAGGUGCCGUAUGGUCAAGAAGAGCAUGGACUUGUAGUUGAAGUCGAAGAAAAAGAUGUUGAACCGAUAAACGUAUUUUAA